AUGAAGAACUUUUUGAUACAUGCAGCCUUCAUGGGCGGCGGACUCGCCGCUAAUAUCUCCGUGUUGUCACAAAAGGGCAACUACACAAGCCAUACUCCAUACGGUUUAAUGUUUGAGGAGAUCAACCACAGUGCAGACGGAGGAAUUUAUGCGGAGCUGAUCCAGAAUAGAGCCUUUCAAGGAAGUGAUAGCGCCCCAGCAAGCCUGGCAUCGUACAGUGCCAUCAACGGUGCAAUCCUCUCCCUUCAGAACAGCAGCAAUGGCGAACCCUUGUCGGAUGCCCUCCCCAACUAUAUGCGUAUCUCUGCCAGCCUUGGCAAUGGAUCCGAUACCACCACUGCUGCGCAAAUUGGCUUCUCAAAUUCUGGUUGGUGGGGUAUCGAUGUCAAGGUUCAACCCUAUCAAGGGUCCUUUUUCGUUCGAGGCCGCUACAACGGAACCUUUACAGCAUCUUUGCAGUCGGCGGUCACAAACCAGACGUUUGGGAGCGUACAGAUUCGGUCACAGAGCAAUGAUGAGAGUUGGACGAAGCAUGCAUUCACCUUGACUCCUACUACCGCUGCUGAGUCGACUAACAAUGUAAUCUCAAUCACGUUUGACCCUUCGCUUACGGACGGUUCGUUGGACUUUAAUCUUAUCAGUCUUUUUCCUCCUACAUACAACAAUCGAGCCAAUGGGCUACGGUCUGACAUUAUGAAUGCCCUGGUUGAGUUGAAGCCGAAAUUCCUCCGGUUUCCCGGAGGAGGCAACCUCAACGGAAUUCUGAAAGGCACCCAGCAUAAAUGGAACGAAACAAUCGGGCCUUUGCAGAACAGACCCGGAAGAACUGCUGUUUGGGGUUACUAUGAGACUCAAGGUUUGGGCCUCAUCGAAUAUUUGCAGUGGUGCGAUGACCUAGAUAUGGAACCUGUCUUGGUUGCCUGGUCAGGCUUGAAUUUCGUCGACGGUCCCCUCUCAGCCUCCGAUCUAGCCGUUUAUGUCCAGGACACCCUCAAUCAACUCGAGUUCAUCACCGGCUCAAGUAGUACCAAGUUCGGGGCUCUCCGUGCAUCUCUCGGUUACCCUGAUCCAUGGAAACUCAAGUACAUUCAAAUCGGCAAUGAAGACAAUCUAACUGGUGGAUUGCCAUCCUAUGAGGGUUACCGCCUUAAAAUGUACCAUGACGCCAUAAAAGAGGCUUACCCAGACCUCAUUGUUAUGGCUUCCGCCUCGGAGCUGACGAUGAACAUGACUUCAUUUCCUGGGGAUCUUGCGGGAGACCAACACAAAUACACCGUUCCCGAUCGGUUUGUGGGAUCUAACUUUGGCUUUUUUGACCAUUUUACUCACCAAACCAUUGUCUCCGAACUCGCUGUAGUCGCACCAAACAGACCGGACGGUUCCGCACCAUCAGACCGAGCUGAGUACACUACCUACCCUUUCUGGCUAGGUUCUGUCGCUGAGGCUGUUUUUCUUCUCGGUGCCGAGCGGAACGGUGACAGAGUCAUCGGCGUGUCGUACGCACCACUUUUGGCGAACAUGAACCCCAAUGCCUCGCAGUGGACGCCCACGCAGAUUGCUUACGAUGCUGACCCAGCACGGACAACCCGCUCAACGAGCUUCCACACAUAUAAGCUGCUAGCAUCCCACGUGUUGACCGAGACCUUGCCUAGCGAGGGAGAUAUUGGGUACGGCCCUCUAUACUGGGUUACUGGGCGCAACAAUCAGACAGGAUCAUUGAUAUUCAAGGCGGCCGUGUAUAACAGCACCGCCGAUGUUCACAUAUCAUUGGAUUUUGAUGGCGUGCCUGCAGGAGCAACUGGAGAGCUUACUAUUCUUACGUCGAGUAGUGCUGAUGCCCAGAAUGUCUUGGGUGGCCCCGAGGUAAUUCACACCAACGUCUCAACCGUUGUCGCUGGCUCUGAUGCCAACUUUGUAUUUGCACUUCCUAAUCUUAGCGUCGCCACGUUGAUUGUCAAAGAGCAGAUAUAA
This is a messenger RNA of Colletotrichum truncatum, 1971 nucleotides long. Its product is annotated as alpha-L-arabinofuranosidase. Gene Ontology annotation, biological process: L-arabinose metabolic process. Gene Ontology annotation, molecular function: alpha-L-arabinofuranosidase activity. Lineage: Eukaryota; Fungi; Ascomycota; Sordariomycetes; Glomerellales; Glomerellaceae. The record is from RefSeq and is a predicted model, not a curated record.